AUGUUACCAGUCACUGUCUUACUUCUCUCCCUUUCAUCCUUAGUCCUCGUCUCGGCGCAGGGUUCCGAUAGUUGCCCGGCGGUCCCGGAUACUGGCGUAACGAUUGGCGACCCGGUUCCAAUCCGUCCACAAGACAUCCCGGCGGGAUGUUCUGACUUUGAGAUCCUUGUCGCCAGAGGAACCAGUGAGCCAAAUUUCGCCGAGGGUGGCAAAUUCGGCAUCAUAGUCGGCGAUCCAGUCGUCAGCAACACAACAGUUGCCCUGCCAGGUGCAAGAGGUUACCCAGUCCAAUAUCCCGCAAGCUCUCAGAUCAUCAGUGGUGUCCGCCGAGGCUCCGCCGAUGUCGUCUCUCGCCUUACAUCCCAGUCUAAGGCCUGUCCAAAUCAGACCUUCUCCUUAGUCGGGUACUCUCAAGGGGCAUCGGUGAUGCAUGCCGCCGCGAAAGACAUCCCGACUGCACUAUAUGGAAAGAUUAAGUCGCUUGUCAUGUUCGGCGACGGGUACUUGAGAUACGGAAACACACUGAGCAAAUUUCCUGCUGGACUGAACGAGAAAGUUCGUCAAGUCUGCGCGAACGGAGACCCGGUUUGCGAUCCGGAUGGUGAAUGCACGUUUUAUCAUCUGACUUAUAUCCGUCCCGAGUUCAUCGACCCCGCUGUUGAUUUCAUUGUCAGAGGAUUCAGGCAGUAG
Messenger RNA from Colletotrichum truncatum, 690 nucleotides. The record is from RefSeq and is a predicted model, not a curated record. Lineage: Eukaryota; Fungi; Ascomycota; Sordariomycetes; Glomerellales; Glomerellaceae.